Suillus clintonianus is the source of this 471-nucleotide messenger RNA. RefSeq lists its product as uncharacterized. Lineage: Eukaryota; Fungi; Basidiomycota; Agaricomycetes; Boletales; Suillaceae. Bases 1 to 471 code for a protein of 156 amino acids. The transcript has 3 exons. The record is from RefSeq and is a predicted model, not a curated record.
AUGCGCCUUACCUUUCAACAGUCCAUACAGGACCCAACUGCCUCUGAGGCCAAUCUUGUGAUGGAUCUUGUGAGGGCCAAACGCGACGUUUAUCAAGCACAGAAGGCAUUGGCAGAUUGUGUAAUGCGGGAGAAUGAGAUGUUGGCAAGCCUGCUGAGAUUCCGUGCCGAAGAGGCGGAGAAGAGGUUGGACGACACAGAUAUGGGAUUGGGGUGCAUGAGAGUUAUGUUCAAGGAAAACGGGUGGACUCAUAUUUCUUCUUUGACUCGAACACCUGGAAGUCAUCUGCAACCCGAUUUUCAACUGCAAGUUGCUGCGAAGUCUCGCAGCUGUACUGUGGAACUAAACCUCACCGACGAAGAGAAAGCUGAACUGGAUAGUUAUUUGAAGUACGUGUUGGAAGUUGGACCGUCGCAGGCAAGCAAUGAAGACAGCUCAGCAUCUGAAGUAGAUUCUGUUGAUGCAUCCUAG